GGAAGUUUGGGAGGGAGGCCUCCUCGGAGGCUGUGGGAGAGGAGAGCAGCAGAUAGAGACACAGCCAGUUUGUCCCUCUCCAUCUGCACCUCCACCAGCACCUGCUGAGCCAUGAGCCAAACCCGGGAUUUACAGGGAGGAAAAGCCUUUGGGCUGCUGAAGGCCCAGCAGGAAGAGAGACUGGAUGAAAUGAACAAGCAAUUCCUGGAUGAUCCCAAAUACAGCAGUGAUGAGGACCUUCCCUCCAAACUGGAUGCCUUCAAGAAGAAAUACAUGGAGUUUGACCUGAAUGGAGACGGAGAUAUUGACAUCAUGUCCCUGAAGCGAAUGCUGGAGAAACUUGGGGUCCCCAAAACCCACCUGGAGCUAAAGAAAUUAAUCAGAGAAGUUUCCAGUGGCUCUGGGGAGACUUUCAGCUACUCUGACUUUCUCAGGAUGAUGUUGGGCAAGAGAUCUGCUAUUCUAAAAAUGAUCCUGAUGUACGAGGAGAAAGCGAGGGAGCAGGAGAAGCCAACAGGUCCUCCAGCCAAGAAAGCUAUUUCUGAGUUACCCUGAUCUGUGGUGGGGGAAAUGUGGUGGGGUUGAAGGGGUUUCUAAUGGUCCCAACACGAAAAAAGAAGACAAAAUUGUGAGCCAGAAUCAAACUAAAAUAAAUUCUCCUCCUCCUCCAGAUGAA
This is a messenger RNA of Rhinolophus ferrumequinum (greater horseshoe bat), 676 nucleotides long. RefSeq names its product allograft inflammatory factor 1 (gene AIF1). The transcript has 6 exons. Gene Ontology annotation, molecular function: calcium ion binding; actin filament binding. The record is from RefSeq and is a predicted model, not a curated record. The coding region runs from base 112 to 555 and encodes 147 amino acids. Gene Ontology annotation, biological process: actin filament bundle assembly; ruffle assembly. Gene Ontology annotation, cellular component: actin filament; ruffle membrane. NCBI's taxonomy places the organism in Eukaryota, Metazoa, Chordata, Mammalia, Chiroptera, Rhinolophidae.